UCUUCUCUGAAAAGCAGAUGAAGUGCCAGAUAAAAGCAACGCUACAACAAUUUCCAGGGUCUGAACCUUCUAACAGAGCUCAAGAGCACCCACUUCUGGUGAAACUGAUAUCAUCACUCAUCUGUUGGAUUAAACUGUAUCAACUUCAUAAAAUCCUUCCACGUACUAAAGGAACAUUUUUUUAUACUUUGAUAAAUUCCUCUCAGCUCUUACUACCAAAAUUAUGUUAACAAAAAUGACUUUGUGGCUGUAGCAGAAUACAAGAAAAGCAACAUCAAGCAUGGAGGCUUCAAGUUCUGCUCAUAUAGGGAAGCCCACCACUACAACCAUGCCCCCUUUCUCCCCUACACCCACCUCUCAUGGCUACCUGCAGUUCUUCUGGGAGUACCAGGACAAUUCUGUCAUUGUGGAGCAUUACAACUACACGGGCAAGCUGCAGGGAGACCGCUACCGUGAAGGGCUCAAACCUGAGGGCAUUGCAUUCCUGGUGGUGUGUCUCCUCAUCGUCCUGGAGAAUGCAGUGGUUCUUCUCGCCAUUUGGAGGAACAAGAAGUUCCACUUGCCCAUGUAUUACCUCCUGGGAAAUCUGACUCUGUCUGACCUGCUGGCUGGGAUAGCCUACAUGGCAAACAUCAUCAUGUCUGGACCCUAUACUUUGAAACUGACACCGGUGCUGUGGUUUCUCAGGGAGGGAGGGGUCUUCAUCACUCUGGCUGCUUCUAUCAUUAGUCUGCUGGCCAUUGCAAUCGAACGUCAUGUGACUAUGGUGACUAUGAGGCCAUACCACGGGGCAAAGCGGGGAAGGAUGUUGGCACUGAUUGGUGCAAGUUGGGCCCUUGCAGGGUUUUUGGGGGUCUUACCAAUUCUGGGAUGGAACUGCAUCCACAGAUUGGACCAGUGUUCAACAGUCCUCCCACUUUAUGCCAAGAGUUACAUCCUAUUCUGUGUUUCUGUGUUCAGUGCAGUGCUCCUAGCCAUCGUGGUCCUUUAUGCCAGGGUCUUCCGCAUUGUCCGCAGCAACACGCAGCGUCAGAGGAUGGGCUUGUCAGGCAGCAUGAGAAAAGGAUUGGCGAGGAAGUCACAAAAGUACAUAGCCCUUCUCAAGACAGUCACCAUUGUGCUGGGUGUCUUCAUUGCAUGCUGGCUGCCCCUCUUUGUCCUCCUCCUCUUGGACUUUUUCUUCCCCACCCGCAGCUGUCGCUUGCUCUACAAGGCUGAUUACUUCCUGGGAGUAGCCAUGGUCAACUCACUCCUCAACCCCAUCAUAUAUACUCUGACCAGCAAGGACAUGAGGAGAGCUAUUCUGAGGCUGCUCUGUCGGCCGUGUCUCAUGACCAGAGAUGGUCAGGUGAAGAAGAUUGGGAUGCCAUUCCUGGAGUGCAGUUUCAGUAAAACCGAGGUGGCCUCCCAGAAGUUAGAAGGAGGACUAGAGACUACAAUCUCCUCUGGGAAUGUUAUCACCACCCCAUCUCCCAUUAAGGCCCUCUAUCCAAAACUAUUCAAGUCCUAAGGACGUAGACUGUCUGGCUGAGUCCCUAAGAGCCUGGGUUUCUUACUAAACAGAGGACAUGUAGCACAUCUUUGAUUUCUGGUACUCUUGAAUUUGGAAUUUGUAUGAAAUAUGGAGGCAUCUAACACAUACCUGCACCAUGAGUGGUGUAGUUACAACAAAAUAACAGUAUCAGUGAACUUCAACAUAAGAAGGAAUACGAAACAAAAGGCCAGGAGGAAGCCACUCGAAUGUGAACAAGCAACAUUUGUAUGUGUAUAUGCAGCCUUUCCUUAAUUAAUUUGCACUGAAAUACCAUCAUGAAUGGAGAAGCAGCCUUGGACUCAGCUUUCCUGUUGAACUGUAGUUUGUAUCAAAGUCUGGAAGGACAAACACAAAGACUCUUAUGACUGAAGAGUACUUGCUGGGUUAAUUUCCCUGCCCUUUUUCUUAUUAAAGUGCCUUAAAUACAGCACAAAUACAUCCAAUGUGCACUGUGUAAUUUGUGCAUCAGCAAACACCUGGAUUUGGCUGGUUCAAAGGCCCAGGGUGUGCUAGAUUUGCUAUGAUAAAAUUGCAUAGAACAGUCCACACAUAUCGGUGUAUAUGAUGCAGGGAGAGUUACAGGGUGAUAAAAGGAAAGAGAGAGGUGGCACUCACUCUUAACUCUGCCAGAGAGCACAGAAACUCGAUAAAGAUUGCUGUGGUAUAAAUGUGGUAGGGAGGGAGGCACACAAUUAAAAUCCCCCAGUUUUGAAAUGACAGAUGGUGACAUAUGGUUAAGUUAUCUGAUGCUGAGUGAAUAGUUGUUUGGGGUUGUUGUCUGAUUCUUUUGAAAUGUCCUUCUAGCAUCUGCAGGAAAACAGCAACAGCAAAUACAACAUGUUGUUGUUCUUUAUGUGAUUAACUAACAGAUGUGAUUAUUUGUUUCCAUCUGUCACCACAUGGUUAGACAGAAACCACAUCAGCUGCCAUUACAUCACUUGUAAGUAUAAGCCCAAUAAAUUAUGUUAAAGAUUUAUAUUUCUUGCAUAUAAAGUCGCAGAUGUAAGUAGUCAUCAUCUUUCAACUGCAGCAGCAGUUUUAAAGACAAGAAUGUGCUUGCACUUGUAAGGUAAAUCAUGUGGAAUCAGGGGAAAUUAAUCACAGUGCAAUUAUUCCAUUACUUCCCUUUACUAUCCAUUAUGUUAAUACAACAUUUCUGGUUAUAGUUUAAGGUACUGAAUAUGUCUUUUUUGUUAUUAUGAAUGAGUUUGACGCCAGAUUUUUGUACAAACGUUGUUUUUUGUGUGCAGUCUUUCAGGACAUAGAUUUACAAAUGAGACAGUGAGCUUUUUUGGUACUGUAUUUUAUGUAGUGAACUUUGUAUUUUUGUAUUUCUGAAGUCUUUUCAUAACAUCUGCAUUGUAAAUUAUAUCAAUUUUGUAACAGCAAACGACUAGCAAAUGUUACCUUUCUUUUCAUAAAAGAAUUAAAACACUUUCUUGAAUGUUUCUAAGGAGUUUAUUUUCAUUGUGUGUUGGA
Molecule: messenger RNA, 3013 nt
Organism: Scomber scombrus (Atlantic mackerel)
Lineage: Eukaryota; Metazoa; Chordata; Actinopteri; Scombriformes; Scombridae
Gene: s1pr5b
Product: sphingosine-1-phosphate receptor 5b
Exons: 2
Coding region: 281-1510 (409 amino acids)
Biological process (GO): G protein-coupled receptor signaling pathway
Cellular component (GO): membrane
Molecular function (GO): sphingosine-1-phosphate receptor activity
Source: RefSeq, a predicted model, not a curated record